UCUGUUUUUUUUAGGACUUAUAAGGAGGCUAUGAAAAUUUCCCUGAAGAUAAACAAGCUGGUGACAGGCUGUGCCUGCUGUUCAUAACUUGUGAUAUUAGAUUUGUUGGAGCUCAGAGAGCCACAGUAUGUAUAGGUUAUGCGCUGUUAUCGUGUGCUGCGCGGUUUUCUCACGGGGGUUUGCGGCACCUAAGUCCUUAGGUGAAGAUCCAAGGUUUCAACUUGAAAGCAGCGUAGAGGAAACUGACGGGCUGCAAGAGGAGAUUGAGGGUCAAGAGAGCAUCAUUUCAAAGCUGCUGGGUGAUUAUGACAAAGUGAAAGCCCUCUCGGAAGGCUCUGACUGUCGGUGUAAAUGUGUUGUCAGACCCCUGAGCAGGAGCGCCUGUCGGCGGAUAGAAGAAGGGAGCGCCACCGCGCAGGACUUCUACACGGUGGAGACUAUCACCUCAGGACCACAGUGCAAGUGCGCCUGCAUCGCUCCUCCGUCAGCGGUCAACCCAUGCGAGGGAGAGUUCAGGCUUAAAAAACUUAGGGAAGCUGGAAAAGAAAAUGUCAAGCUGCCCACCAUCCUUGAGCUGCUGGAGGGCUCUUUCUAUGGAAUGGAUUUACUGAAGCUGCACUCCGUUACCAGUAAGAUCCUAGAUCGUGUGGAUUACAUCGAAAAGUUGCUGUCAUCCUUCUUGGAGUUGUCAACUGCGUUAGCCUCUGCGAAGACAAACAGAAAGUAUAUUGGCUUCUUAUAGUACUGAUAGCGUACACAGUAUGGAUUCUUUUGAAUGAAAUCUGGGUCUCUGAACGCAAUGUUCGGAAAAAAAAGAAACUGCACAAAAAUAGAAGAGGUGACUAACAGUAUAUGUUAUAC
Melanotaenia boesemani (Boeseman's rainbowfish) is the source of this 861-nucleotide messenger RNA. Its product is annotated as olfactomedin-like protein 2B. Gene Ontology annotation, biological process: signal transduction. The record is from RefSeq and is a predicted model, not a curated record. The transcript is spliced from 4 exons. NCBI's taxonomy places the organism in Eukaryota, Metazoa, Chordata, Actinopteri, Atheriniformes, Melanotaeniidae. The coding region runs from base 128 to 742 and encodes 204 amino acids.